Molecule: messenger RNA, 9479 nt
Organism: Tympanuchus pallidicinctus (lesser prairie-chicken)
Lineage: Eukaryota; Metazoa; Chordata; Aves; Galliformes; Phasianidae
Gene: CUNH8orf34
Product: chromosome unknown C8orf34 homolog
Exons: 13
Coding region: 446-2308 (620 amino acids)
Source: RefSeq, a predicted model, not a curated record
CAGCGCGGAUCCCGGGUGCCAGCGGCCGCGCUGGCAGAAGUCCCCGGCCGGCGGCUCGGGGCGCGGCGCUGUGGCGAGGGCGGCAGCUCGGAGCCGCGGCUGCUCCCGUAACCAAGGCGCUGUCAGGCGCGCACACACAGACGCGCAGCGCGAAGCAGAGCAGACUCGGGGCCGCCUUUGCAGCUCUUUCCCUCCCGCACCAUGCUGUGCUCCAGGCAGCGCCUGCACGCCGCUCCCUGAGGGGACGCAGCCCGCCGCCGCUUGGCAGCCGGCUGCCCGCCCCCGCUCCCCGAGUUCGCUCCGUCCCGGGCACUUCGGGCUGUUGCCGCCCCAUCGCAACGCCGUCCCCCGCUCCCAGUGUGGCAGCCCUUGGGCGGCGGGGGAGCAGCCGGGAGCAGCCGCCGCCGGCGAAGAGGAGCUCCAGCUCCCACCUCCGGAGCGCUUCAUGGCGUCUCACCAGCAAACCAGGAUCCAAGCCUACCUGGAGAAGAAUAAGAUCGGUCCUCUCUUCGAGGAGUUGAUGACCAAGCUGAUAACAGAGACACCUGACCAGCCAAUCCCAUUUUUAAUUGAUCAUCUUCAGUCUAAACAAGGGAACCGUGGUCAGCUUCAGAGAACACUGUCUGGCUCUGCUGCCCUUUGGGCAGAGAGUGAAGCAUCAGAAAACAAAGGAACAAGGAGAGAUUUCAGAAGUUAUGAUAAGCCUUGGCAGGUAAAUGCAAAGAAGCCUAAAAAGUCAAAGAGUGACCUUGCCGUAUCCAAUAUCUCUCCACCGUCACCGGAGUCCAAGUCAUUGCCAAGGUCAAUAGAGCAUCCUAAGUGGGAUUGGAGGACAAAACCGGAGAACCAUGAUUUUGAUGAGCUAAAUCAUAUUCUUCAAGAGAGCAAAAAACUUGGAAAAGCCCUUGAGAAUCUUUCUCGCAGUAUUGCUAUUUCUGAUGAACUUGAUAAGGAGACAACAGGUUUUAAUACCCCCCUUCUCAGACCUCGUGUGAUUGGAGAAUGGAUUGGUCGUGAAGAGAAUGACGCUGAUCCCCUGGCUGCUGAGAUGCUGCAGCCACCAAUUCCAAGAAAUAAAAAUGAGCAGUGGGACAGUGAAGACAGCAGCAGUCCUGGUGGAAGCUUAAAAAUGGAGCCAAAGACCAAAGGACUAAAACAGCAACAGCAGCAACAUAAGAAACUGCUGGCUGCCAUGCUUUCUCAAGACUCCUUUGAUUCUGCCCACAGCACAGCUCCAUCCGUAACUGAAGAAGAUAUUGACAAUGAAGAUGAUGCAAUGGAACUGCUGGAGGAUCUUGAUGACCUAAGAAUGGAAGGAGUAACAAGUCUGAUGUCUUCUGGGAGCAAAUUCAAUCAAAGUAGAAGUGCUCAUCCUGCUGAACCGCAAGCAAAGGUCACACUGAAUAUCUGUGCAAGAUGUGCCAGAUUGCAAGGAGAUAAUAUGGCAGAAAGGCCAGAAGAUGUCUCCAUGGUAUCUCAAACUUCAGAGCCAGCUAUGUCAGACUCUGAUGCUCAGGUACCUGGGAUUGAAACACUUAUGGAAGAUAUUGAUGAAUUGGAGAGUGCCUCUCAAGUGACAGUAUCUUCUCAGCCGGUUUGGACUAUGGAUGCCAUGGGUGUCAGAUCUGGUGGUUCCCCAAGACAGAAACUCUUAAAGGACUCCUUAGCAGCAAAAGAACUUCAGACCAUGGAAAAGCACCUGGCUGAUAUUGAAAAGGACCUAGCGCUGUGGGAAGAAGCAAGGCUCUCAAGAAGCCCUAGCAUCCAGCAUCACAGUUUAGGUACAUCUGAUCCUCAAGGCAAUCUUCAAGCUACACAGGGCCAAAAUCCGAGGCCAACUCAAAUGGGAAAAAACAUUCAGCUCCAAGGAAACAAAUCGCCACCACUGCCCACUAAUAGCCGAGCACAGGCCUCAGGUGUUACAAACAGCAGGCCUCCGACAGCUGGCGUGCAAACCAACAGGCCAUCGACUCCAUCAACGCCGGGGAGCAGACCUGUGACCCCAAACAGCUUGCUGUCACGGCCGCUCACUCCUGGCAGUCAAGGAAAUAAGGAAAGCAUCAUCAGUUUGCAUAGAAGUAGAUCUUUGACGUCAAAGAGCCAAAUGGGGAGGACCCUCAGCGCUGCUUCAGGGCUCUCUGUGCAAAUGAGUGGAGAUGUUGUCACUGUCACUGCUCAAAGAAGCAGUUUGUCAGAAGAUGAAUUCUUACAACAGCUUCAGCUUGCUCAUCAGCCUUGGAUGCUGCCGAGUGAUACAGAAAGUGAAGGAGUGGAAGCUGACCAAGACAAAUGUAAGUAUAUUUGUUAGGAGCUGAUGAUAUUUCAAAAAACUUUGAACUUUUUUAUAUCACUAAAUCUUGCAAUGAAGUCAUGCCUGCUCAGAGGAACUUUUCUCAUAAGAAGCAAUUACUCAUUUGUUUCAGGGCUGAACUUUAUAGGAUUGUUUUCCAUAAGCUUUCCUACAGACACUAAGCAUUGACAAAAUGAUCAAGGACCACAGCUUACCUAGCUAAGUGAAGUGAUUUGUUCUGGAGUGUUAAAGUAGUUGUUCCAGGGAAGUAGCAUGAAGUUGAAAUAGGUGUUCUGUUCAGUAAAUCUGUAUUGACCAGGGGAAAGAAAAAAAAAACAAACAAAAAAAAAAACAAACCAAAACUGCACAUGCAUACACAAGCCCAGUAGCUCUGAAAAAUAGAGCCUUCAUCCUCAUUAACUCUAUUUUGCCUGCAUUCUUUUGAAUUCCUCUGUAUGAAAAAAGUUCUCAAUUGCACCAGUAAUCCUUAAUUUCCUACACUCUUUGAAGCAGUUGUCUAAUCAUGAAUGUAAAGGUCAGCAGGAUCAUAACCUAAAUGACAGAACAGGUAACAACAAGGAGCGUGCUAUAAAUCACAGUACUUUCAAAGUACAGCGUGUUGUAUCUGGCGACAAGGUACCUGUAAAUAGUCUUGUUGAAAAUAUUAAAUGUUUCACAUUUUGCAAUAGUUUUCUGAUCUGAAAGGGUAAAUAUGCAAACUAUUUCCAUAGAUAAUUAAUGUGAUAUACUCAAAAAGAACAGGCAAUUUAAUCAGUGUGUUUAGAAAUCCUAAUACAUGUGACUAAAACUUCCUUAAACAUGCAGAGUUAAAAAUAUGAAAAAGCCAAUCUCUUCAUGGAAUGGAAUAGCUGUGUAUGGGAAUGAGUUCAUGGUUAAUGAUAAUCGUGCCAGAUAAACAGGAUAUAUUUCUUAAUGAUGCCACUUCAAAAAAAAAUUAUAUUUGAGUUUCACAAAUCCAUAAAUAGCCUGAGGUUUGACUAUGAAAUUUUGAUUUACAUGCUGAGAUACUGAAGAGUGUGAGCUAGUUGUUUAAUAAGAGUAGUGUAAAAUGGAAGUUCUGUGUAUUCAGUUGAUUUUAGUCCAAAGUUGGUAACAGUAGUUUUAUUUAUAUCUGAGCCUUUCACUUACCUUAGAGCUGAAACCCACUAUGAGUAGCCAAAGAGAGAGCCUGGUACCUACCCAAUCCAUGGACAUGAAAUUUUUUCUGUGUUUUUCUCCAAUGAAUUUACAAUCCCACCAACAUAGGUAGGACUGGCUUCACACAGCUUGGUGCUAAGUAUGUGAUCAGAAAAACCAGUGAUUCUGGACAUGUCAGAUGCAGUGUCUUUUCUUAGCUGCAGAGCCUGAAUUGUGGUGGGGGCAUUUCUGAGCACCCAAGAUCCUGUGCUAUAAGAUUCCGGGAAUUCUGGUAGAUUGUUGCCACUGCCUGUUGUGAGAAAGUAGUAGAUUUUAGGUGGAAAUAUCAGUCCUACUUCAGGAUCAAAGAGAUUAUACUUGCCUGAGUAAUAAUAGUUAUUUUUCCUGGAUCUGAUGGUACCAAAGCCAGAGAAGGGGGAAAAAAGGUAAUUGUGAACUAUGUUUUCUGUAGUGAAGAGGGAUCUGCAGCUGUCACAUAUUCUUUUGAGACUAUUUGUUAGACUGUAUUGUCAAAUACUGCAUUAUUUCUAGUAUGUCAGUCUUUCUACUAAUAUUCCUAAAGUAGAAAAAAAAGUUUAUCAAAGCAAUAAUUCCCAUAGCUGAUAUCUAAUGGUAAUCAAUGUUAUUAAAAUAACAAUGUUAUAAUGCCCAAGAGAGAUGAUAUGCUAGGUCAUGGGAAAACAAUGAUGCAGAACUAUCAUUGCUGGCAAAGAGAAGCUGCAAAUUCCCAGUUGUAAAGUGAGGAAUUGGGGAGGGGUUUGGCAUACUUGCUGAUGCCAGUGCUUGUAGUCUGAGCAGCUGGCAAAAUUCUGCAUCAUUUUUCACCCUCAAGUUAAUAAAUCUGUAUAGAUGUUGUGCUUGUGAUUUAGUGUUGAGGGGCCCAGGAGUGCAUAAUUUAUGAGUCUUAGCAGAAGAGCUGCAAAAUUAAUCUUUACAAUAGCAACACCUGUUCUUUGACUCAGCUUUUAAUAAAUUACAUGUGGAUAAUACUUACCACAUUCUUUGACUACCUUCAGAUAAUAGCAGCCAGGUGUAAAGCUAGUUUUUGGUAGUGGGAAAACAAUGCAAAAAGAGAAGAUAUGGGAGUCACCUUGAGUUCUUUUAAAUUAAUUCCUUGUGGUUACUGUUCUACAAGAAAAAGAAUGAAAAACUUUUUUUGGUGGGGAACUGUGCAAAUGUGCUCAGAUGCAGGAGUUUAAAGAGGCUAUUUUCAAGGCCAGUGAAUGAUAGCUGAACAGAAGUAGGUCACUUUGGAAUCUCAAAAUCUUCCAACAAUUACUUGCAACACAGAUAUGGCAGUGCAUAACUUGUCUUAUGGAAAGGAGGUCUAGGUUUUCAAUUCCUGAAAAUCAGACUUUACUUUCUAAACCCUUGAGGCCCUCUGACAGCAUUUUAAAAAUUUAUGAGGAGCAUCCAGAUAUAAAUAACUAGAUGUCAGUCAUUUUUAAAGAUGUUUCAGACCAGUUAUAACAAUAUAAAUUUGUAAACAUACACUAGAGAAAGAUGUGUACGUUUUUCCCCUUACAAUGUAAAUGUUGUGAUUAAAAUAAUAGGAACUAGUGCAUACUUUUUAUAGUAGAACUGUCACCUAAUAACUAAAUCUCUUCUGUUUGUUAAAUAUGUUCUUUGAUAUUAUGCAUGCACUGAGCAAAGAGGAGUGAGAACUGUCAAGGCAGCAUGAUCCAAAAUGAAGAGCGUGUGGCUCUUCUGUAACUUUAGUGUCACUAAAAACAUGUGAAAAGGGACUUGUGUUUUGUUCCUCUCAAGAUAUUUCCCCAUUGUUAUCUUCAGGAGUUUGUUUGUAUACUAAUUAUCUGCAGAAAGUUCUCAGAGAAUAUAUAAAUAUCAUUUUUGGAAACAGAAGGGAUCUGGAGAAAAUAUUUACCAGAUCCACAAUAUUUCAGGUUGAUGAGAGUCCUUUGACAAAAGUAAUUUUCUUCAUUACGGGGCGCUUUUGCUAAGAAACAGAAAACUGCUUCUGCAGUCACCAGAGCAUUUCUCAGACAGCUUUUCUGAGAAGUUUCAGAAGACUGACAAGAGCCAGCUUAAGUUUUCCCUUGAGAACAGUCCCAACAAAUAUUGCUGAUUGAAAAAUUCUGAUGCAUCACUAGCUUCCCAGAAUCUUGGAAGGAUGAUGACUGUCUUUUGUUGUAUUUUGGCCUGCUUUUAGUAGCCCAGGGAUGGACUUGCUGCCCAAAGUCUGCUUUCCUGAGUGCCUAACUGAAGAAGUAAGUCACAAAGCAGAUAUCUCCAGAUUCAAAAGCCCUGAAUAUGCAGGAUCCCUACACCUGCAGUCAGUUCAUUUCACAGAUGUACGUGAUAGGAAAAUAACUUAGGCUUUUAGGGAACUUAUUGUUUCAUUAGUUCAUAUUAAAUAUAUAUAUAUAUGUGUGUGUUUGUACACAUUCCUUUGCUCCAGUCUGAUUAAGGUAUAGCAAUUUUGUAGUCAUUGGCACACUAAGCAGUGUGGCUACAAGUUCAUCCUAACUUCAGCUUGUCAACAGAAGUACUAGCUACUCUUGGGACAAGUCUUAAACUCUCACCUACUGAUCUCUGGCAAGAAACUUAUGCAUUUUGCCACUAUAUAUCUGCAAACUCCUUUCUAAGGGUUUGCAAUGGAAAGUCAACUACUACUAACAAAUAAAAGCUGAUUGUUAGGAGCAAGUAUUAUUUAUUUCCACUCCAUUCAUUUUUGUACUUCUCUUGAAACACUGCUGUCAAAAGCCCUCUGCUGAUUACUUCAACAGGUAAUGUAUAAAAUGUUCUUUUUCCCAUUCUGCAUUCUGACAAAUGUCUGCCUAAGAAAAAGACCCCAAAAAUGAAAUACUGAUUUUUGUAGGAUCAACUAAUUCAGAAUGUGUUCCAGUAAAAUUCCAAACUUUACAAUGUUUGUCUGCAGCUGAAAUUCCUUAUGCUGAGCAAGUUCACACAGCUAAACAGAUAUUCUUUCUUAAUAAAUUUUAAAAAUAGAUGUUCCUAAGAUUUAAAAAAUAGCUUGAUUGGCGUUCAUGAAAAGGAAUUUAAUGCUGCAAUAUGUUUUUGAUGUGAAAGUUUCCUCUUACUAGAGCCAGUUACCAUAUGUAUGUGUAUGAGUAGGAGUGACAGAAUCAGGCCUAGAGUAGAAGCUGUUGAUUGAAACUUUUAUGGAUUAACACAAACACAUUCCUGUUAGUCACGUUCAGCUUUUUGCAUUUGUAUUCUGCUCUGAUGCAUUUUAUCAGUACCUGGAAAUAUCUCUUUCAGUGUUCAUAACUUGGGGCAAGACUAGAUUUUUUUAUCUGUUAUAUCUUAGAUAUAAGGCAUUGCAAAAAUGUAUUAAUGAAUUACAUGCCAAGUUAAUAAGAUGUAGUUAGAGAUUUUCGCAGUGAAUACUAAAUUCACUACAAAUGCUUUUUCUUAUCUCAAAAGUGAAUCUGCAUUCAACUUCUGGGAAACUUUGAUUUGAGAUUCGUUAUUCUUUUGAAGAAACCUAGUGUAUCUUUCUUUCACCAGAUAUCUCAAGAGUAGAAAUAAAAACCAGAAUAAAAAAGUCAGCAUGCUGCAUCUCCCCACCCUUUCUAGAGAGUGUCGUGACUGUGGUAUGCUUGGCAUAUGAAGGAUUUCCCAAAUCUCUCCAGACAGCUCCAGGCCCGCCUUAGAAGUGGAGUACCAGUCAGGAUUGGUGUGCUUUAAAUACAAUUUCCCCAGGCCUGUUGGGAAGUCUUGGCUGGAUGUCUUGCAACAUUUAUAGCUGAAACUUCACCAUUUGAUAUAACAGAUCUCUGAAUCUGAAAAUGAGAGAGAAAAGAGUUUUCUAUCCUGCAAACACUAGUAUUCAGUUGAUCAUAGUGAAACAAAAGUAGAGAUUGACGUUAUUUUUACCAGUAGUUGCAUCACUCUUGGAAAGGUAAGACUUCAGAUGCAGCCUGGUACAGUUGGAAUCAGACUUAAGGUUCCUGUUUUUUGACUGAAUGUUCUGUUGUGGCUCUAGUUCACGUCGCUUUGUUUAUUAAUGUCUGAUAUUUGGUUUAAUCUUAGAAAAAUUCCCACUGAAAUUGAGCAGGGAGGGAGGAAAUUUUCCGCCGCAGUGAGAAAAAAAAAAUAAUCCUGUAUUUCAGUGGGGACAUAUUCCAAACCCAAGGAUAUGAAUUUUUGCAUUAUUAUUGUUAUGGUGAUCUUGGAUUUCCAAAGAAUGUAUUAAUGUAAUACAAAUAACACGGUCAUUUUAAAAAAAAAGUGACAUAGAGUGGCUUAGAGAAUUAUCAAGGUACAAAUUAGGUGAAUUAAAAGCUGGCUCACUGAGGAAUCAAAAAAUAAGAGAAUCUAAUGGGAAGGUGUAGAUGAAUGGGGCUCAUUAGUGCUGAUAGGUUUAGAUAAUUGAUGUAAGGGAGAAGUUGAAGAUAUUAAAUAAUAUGAAUCUGCUGAUAUAAUGGCCACAUUCCAGUAAAAUGCACUUUAUUAUAACCAGAUGAAACAUAUUUGAAGCAAAUGAAAUAUAUGUGACACCAGAGAAAUAUAUCUGUCUCUGCUGCAGAAUAAUGAGACUUUGUCCUGAAAAGCAGUGACUUAAUGAGUUUAGGAUGGUCACAGAUUAUCGUCUCAGUGUGAGCUCUUAGAAUAAUGCUGUAAACAAAUGAGGGUAAACCAUUCCUUGCAUGCCUAAAAAGUUAAGUAACAAAGUAAUUAUUCAAAAUAGUAUCACCUAAAAUCUGCACUUCGGGUGUCAUUAGGAAAGAUUGGAAUUACUUAAGAAAUUACAGAAGAUUAAAAGCGACCCGGCAUUUGAGAAGUCUUGUUAGCAGUUCACCUAAAGGCAUCCACUAGGAACUUCAGAGAUGAUAUAUGUCUGUAGAUCUUUAAAUAAGAAAGAUUAAACUCUUCAAAUUAUGACAACGGAAAUUGAUGCUAUGACCUAGCAUGUAGGGGCCUUAAGCAUUGUAACCAAAAGUUGAGGGAAGUGAUUAAUUCGAAGUCAUUAACAUGAGGUGAUGGCGCUUUCUAAAUGACAGAUGUUAAUCCAGCUGGAGAUUCUGGUAUGCAAGUGGUCAAAUUAGAUGAGCACGCAGGACUUUUUUUGCUGGUGUCUGUGAAUAUACUUAUUCACUCUCACAAAGUGUAGUCUAGAAGUGAAAUUUCAGUUACUUCCCUGGGUAGGCAUAUUUCCUGUUAGGUAUGGAUAAAGGUGAGCAUGAGUUAAUGAUCAUAUCUGCCUUAAUUUCUUUAAAGGUUUCCUUAUUUGUGUUUUAAUGUGUUCAAAGUGAUUCUCAGUCCUCCCAGCAGUACCUGGUGAAUAUCACAAGAUUACAAACAAAAAGAGCUUAUUCUUUGCAGAUGAAAAAUGCAUUUUCUUACAAACACCAGAUCAUGUGCAUGACUGUAUUUACAUGCAUGCACAUUUUCGUGAUUGUAUGUUGAGGCUUAUUCUUGUGAUAUUAAACUGCAAAGAUUUCCUUAGUUGUUUUUAUUCUCAUAAUUUAACCCUUGGAAUAUAAAAAUGAUUUAUGUGAGAAAGUAGAGUGCCUCUGGAUCAAGUCUGUGCAACCUAUUGUAUGGUACCUGCUUGAGCAGAGGGCUUGGACUCAAUAAUCUCUUGAGUUCCCUUCCAACUUCUGUGAUUCUGUAAUUCUGUGAAGUUAAGGUUGUUCUUAAUGAUCAAAAAUAUAAACUUAGGAAACAGUAAGAGUUUGGAUUAAUACUGACCAUAAUAUGGAUAUUAGUAAAAUGCUAUAUAGGCUUUAUUUUGCUUGACAAAGCAAGUCAGUAGAUACCGUGAACAGAUUUUGUGCUUUGAAAAUUUUAAAGAUGCAUGUGACAAGAGUGGAAUGGAACACAAUAAUUCAUUUGGAAGGGGCCUUCAAAGAUCAUCUAGUCCAACUACCUGACUACUUCAGAGCUAAACAGAAGUUAAAGUGUCCAAACACCUCUUGGACACUGACAGAUACACCUGUCAGAGAGAGCAACCACCUCUCUAAGAGGUCUGCCCCUUGGUUUUACCACCCUCACAGUAAAUAAUUUCUUUGUUCUGUCUAGCCUGGAUGCCUAAUAUUAAAUG